AUGAGCUUGGAUAUAUCAGUAUCGUUUAUGAGAGCUCGUAAAAGAGUGCUGAAUACAGAAUUUUGCCAAGCUUGUCUUUAUUUGUUUAAACUUUCUACCAGUCAAUGUAUAGCUUUCCUAACAACAGGUGGCCGGUCAACUUGUCAGAUGGGUCUAUUAAACCUUUUACGUAAGCUUAAGUCAAAACCAGAACAAGAGAUCAGGAUUCUUCUUCUUGGUCUGGAUAAUGCAGGAAAGACAACAAUACUCAAGCAUUUAGCGUCCGAAGACAUAUCACAAACAACUCCCACCCAGGGUUUUAACAUCAAAAGCGUUCAAUCUCAGGGAUUCAAACUGAACGUUUGGGAUAUUGGAGGACAGAGAAAAAUUAGGCCAUACUGGAAGAACUAUUUUGAAAAUACAGAUAUAUUAAUUUACGUGAUAGACAGUGCGGAUAAGAAACGCUUUGAAGAAACUGGUGAGGAGCUUCUGGAACUUUUGUCAGAAGAUAAAUUAGCCGGUGUACCUUUAAUUAUAUUUGCCAAUAAACAAGAUUUACUUACCGCUGAACCAGCGAACAGAAUAUCAGAUGGACUUGGAUUGUUGACGAUUAGAGAUAGACCAUGGCAAAUUCAAGGGUGUUCGGCAAUGACAGGCAAUGGUGUACAGGAGGGAAUGGAAUGGGUUAUAAAGACGGUAAAUAGUCGUGGGAAACUGAAAUGACCAAUUCAUCAUACCCCACCCAUACUCUCACUUCUACUUCUACUUCUGAAUCCUUAAUCUUACUGACCUGCUUCACUUUUCUUCUACAAAGAGAAAAUAAAUAUGAUUCCUUUAUUAAAAUCCCAUUCUAUAUUACAACCAGUAUUGCAUAAUAACUCGUUUCUACUCAUCUUGUGGAAUAUUGAACCGAAAAAAAAACAGUCGUAAUAUCCAAUCAAACUGAAGUCUACUGUACGAUGCAGUAGAAUGGCCAAACUUCAUUUUCAAUCCGAAUUGAACCAGUAAACAAUGAAACUGUCUGAUUCGAUUCUAUUCGCUUCGAUGAGUCAUUGUCAUUUUCUAGUUUUGCUGUGUUUCCACAUGUUCUUCUCCACAAACAGGGCGUAUAUAUAUAUCUAUAUACAUAUUUCAUGUUUUCUCUUUUUAUUUUCACAUUCAAAUAUACUGAUAAAUACAUGUGAAUACAUUGCCAUGUGUACAUAGACUGUGUAUCACGAAUAAAAUAAAUGCUUUGAAUU
Molecule: messenger RNA, 1220 nt
Organism: Trichobilharzia szidati
Lineage: Eukaryota; Metazoa; Platyhelminthes; Trematoda; Strigeidida; Schistosomatidae
Source: the annotation of a GenBank genome assembly